AUGGAGGACAGUCGCUAUCACGUAGGAUUCUUCAGACGUACCACUCAGUUACUUUCUCGAUGUGGAAUUGAAACUCAUGGCAUCAUGCCGGUGCCAGCAGAGGAACGUCUCGAGACUCGGUGGUACCAGUUGUUUUUCAUUUGGUUCUCCUCUUGCAUGAAUAUAUUGUCAUUCAGCACUGGCGCUGCUGGCCCUGCAUUUUUUUCCCUGGGAGUUUGUGACUCCAUAGCUAUUAUCGUCAUUGUUGACCUAGUAUGCUGUUUACUGCCAGGAUUCUUUGCUGUUUUCGGGCCAAAGCUUGGCCUGCGAGCUAUGGUACAAGCGAGGUACUCAUGGGGGUAUUUCGGUGCCAUCAUACCGGCCGUCUUGAAUGUUUUCUCCUCGGAAGGUUUCCUUAUUCUGAACUGUAUUAUUGGCGGACAAACGAUAGCCAGCUUGUCUUCUCAACUUAAUGAUACUCUUGGUAUCGCCAUCCUUGGUAUCAUAUCUCUUGCGGUCACUUUCUGUGGAUACCGUAUUAUCCAUUGGUACGAGAGUGUGGCAUGGAUCCCAAAUGUGAUUGCUUUUAUCGCCAUGCUGGCUGUCGGUUAUCCACAGCUACGCGAAAACCUAUCGGCCCCUGUCCCUCCAGCAACACCCGCUAAUGUCAUAUCUUUUGCGUCCAUUCUCGCAUCUAACAUGAUCGGCUGGUGUCCCAUGAUUCCUGACUAUGGCGUAUACCAUAGCCCUGACGUUUCUUCUGCGAGAAUUUUUAUUUACACGUAUCUUGGGUUCUUCGUGUCUAAUGUGACUGGUCAGGCUCUGGGUGCCGCAUUCGCAGCAGCAGCUCCGAGCGUGCCUGCUUGGAAUGCAGGAUUCGAUAACAGCUCUUCCGUCGGUGGCUUGUUACACAGCGUCUUGUUACCUACAGGCGCAUUUGGAGAAAUCCUGACUGCUUUGGUCGCUCUCAGCAUAUCUAGUGCCUGUGCACCAACGAUAUAUACGUUCAGCAACAGUUUCAUGGCCAUUUCUACGUGGUUUGCUGCGGUGCCCAGAUGGGUAUAUAUCCUCAUGUCAGAGGGAAUUCUGAUACCAGUGGCCAUUGUUGGUUCCAAAAAGUUUUAUGCUACCUUUGUUGACAUCCUUAGUACAAAUAUCGAUGGAUAUUGGACAUCAGCAUUUUCUGCGAUAAUACUCACAGAGCAUAUGUUAUUCCGACGAGCCUUGUUUUCUGAGGACCAAUAUCCCGUCACGACUUGGGCUUCAUAUGCUUUCUUGCCUAGCGGUAUCCCCGCGGUAGUGGCCUUUGUGUGCGCGUGUGGAGCUGUUGUUCCAUUCAUGUCACAGGCUUGGUAUGUAGGACCAGUAGCGAGGCAGGGCAGUGGAGACGUUGGUGUGUUUGUAGGGUUUGUGGUCGGAGCUAUCACCUAUGCGUUGGCGAGGAGUUUCGAGAAAAUACUAUACAAGAAGAUGGGUAGAGCAGAUGCUUACUAG
This is a messenger RNA of Suillus subaureus, 1473 nucleotides long. Its product is annotated as cytosine-purine permease. Gene Ontology annotation, cellular component: plasma membrane. Gene Ontology annotation, biological process: transmembrane transport. The record is from RefSeq and is a predicted model, not a curated record. Gene Ontology annotation, molecular function: transmembrane transporter activity. The transcript has 12 exons. The coding region runs from base 1 to 1473 and encodes 490 amino acids. NCBI's taxonomy places the organism in Eukaryota, Fungi, Basidiomycota, Agaricomycetes, Boletales, Suillaceae.